Diospyros lotus (date-plum) is the source of this 948-nucleotide messenger RNA. RefSeq lists its product as uncharacterized. The transcript is spliced from 5 exons. The record is from RefSeq and is a predicted model, not a curated record. Lineage: Eukaryota; Viridiplantae; Streptophyta; Magnoliopsida; Ericales; Ebenaceae. The coding region runs from base 203 to 676 and encodes 157 amino acids.
CUUCUUCCUCAAUUGACCUGAUCGAGACCCAAACAAACAAACAGCAAGCCCCGACGAAACGACUAAAUUCAAACAAAUCUAGCCUUGGUUAUCCCAGUUGGUUCCAGUGUUCCAAGCCCACUGGGAGGGCGCUGUCCCUCUCCCUCUCUCUCUCUCUGCGCGUCGGAGCAGCAGGCAGGCAACAGCAACAGCAACAGCAACAAUGGGCUUCUUCUCCUUCCUCGGACGGGUCCUCUUCGCCUCUCUCUUCAUCCUCUCCGCCUGGCAAAUGUUCGAUGAUUUUGGUGAUGAUGGUGGACCUGCAACAAAGGAAUUAGCUCCCAAGUUAGCUAUUGUCCAGAAUUAUCUGGCUACUAAGUUGGGGAAUGGGGUGCAAAACAUUGAUGUUAGGCAUUUUGUUGCAGCUUCUAUUGUUCUAAAAGGGCUUGGCGGCUUCCUAUUCGUAUUUGGCAGUUCUCUUGGUGCUUACAUACUGCUGUACCACUUGGCAUACACCACUCCACUCCUGUAUGACUUCUACAACUACAAAUAUGGCGAGCCGGCUUUCUUUGCAGCCCUACAAGAAUUCUUGCAGUGCGUAGCCCUCUUGGGUGCAUUGCUUUUCUUCCUGGGAAUGAGGAACUCAAUCCCAAGGAAGCAGCUCAGAAAGAAGACCCCCAAAACGAAGACAGUUUAGAAGCAAUGAAGCAGCAGUUUUAGAUUAGAUAAUUGGCUUCUUUCCCACAUUCAUUAGGCCUCUAGUAUUUGAUGCUGUAAGAGUCUUAUUCUCCUUGAUUUUGAUCAAAUGAGUCGUUAAAUUUAUGUAGUGUGACUUGAUCAGGACCAUAGAUGUUCAAAUGUGUACCCUCUGGUGUGCCUUACAAUGUACUGGUUGGAUUUAACUCAUUCAUCUUCAGUUGCUUGGCUUCAGUGAGCAUAACGCAGUGUCAAGAAUGGUGCAUUAAAAGA